AAGCUCAUGUACUCGCUCUACCUGGUGGCCAGCCUCUGCAGCAACAAAGAGGCCAAGGAGGAGGCUGACUCGGAUCGGGUGCAGCAGAAGCAGGAGUGGCGCCAGAAGUUCAUCGAGUGCGGCGGUCUGCGACAUCUGUACGACAUCUUCAUGUCCGGUGUGCUGCAGCUGCGCGAGGCUGACCACUGGGACGAGUGGCGCCAGGACUGCCUGGCCUGCCUGCUGCAGCUGCUCAUACAGAUCUCGGUGGUGGGCUCGGAGGAGGGCGCGCCGCCGCCGCCGCCGCCGGCCGCCUCCUCCUCCGCCCUGCCGCCGCCCGAGCACGCCAAGAAGAGGGCCAAGCGACAGCGCAAGUGGGACAAGUUCGCCGUGCUGAAGCUCAGCCCGGCGGUGCUGGAGCUGAUGGAGCUGGAGGCGGUGGCGGCGCGGCUCACCAGCGUGCUGUACGACGCCUCGCUACCCCGCGACCCGAACCACUACAAGACCGGCUUCUGGGGCCGCGCGCAGGUGGUGCACUACGCCAUGAGUCUGCUGGUGUCGCUCUGCUUCUCGGCGCCGGAGGCGGCCGACGCGCUGUACCGCUGCCAGCGCUACCCGGAAUGGCUGCGGCGCCUCCUGCUCGACGACCCGGAGCCGGAGACGCGCCGGGAGCUGGCCGCCGGUCUGGACAGGCUGUGUCUGGGUCACGCGGACGGCGGUCAGACGGGCGACCAGUUCGUCGUGCCCGUCCUCAGCGAGCUGCUCAAGUUCAUCCCGUCGGCGGCCAGCAUGCGGCCCUCCAACAUGGAGUUCGUGUCGGGCGGCGGCGACGAGCCGGCCAAGGAACCUUACGGCCCCUCCUGCCGCGAGUACUUCGGCCUGACGUGCCGGCUGCUGGAGAGUCUGGACGAGGCGGACGCGGCCGAGCUGCGGGCCAGCCCGGCCGCCACCGAGCUCGUGCAUCAGCUGUUCGACGCGCUGUUCGCACUGCCGACGCCCAAGGAGCGCCUGCUGCCGUGCUGCAAGUCGGUGCACUCGCGCUCGGCCUGCUACGACCUGCUGGUGGAGCUGACCGGCGGCUGCGAGCCCAGCUUCGACGCGCUGCUGGGCCGGCUGCUGGAGCAGACGGCGCCCAGCCGCCAGUCGCCUUACCCGUGGGACUACUGGCCGCACGAGGACGGCCGCUCCGACUGCGGCUACGUCGGCCUCACCAACCUCGGCGCCACCUGCUACAUGGCCUCCUGCAUGCAGCACCUGUACAUGAUGCCGCAGGCGCGCGCCAGCAUCCUGCAGGCGCCCGUCGACAACAAAUGCGAGCACGGCAUGACGCUGCGCGAGCUGCAGCGCAUGUUCGCCUACCUGAUGGAGAGCGAGCGCAAGGCCUACAACCCGCGCAGCUUCUGCAAGGUGUACACCAUGGACCACCGGCCGCUCAACACGGGCGAGCAGAAGGACAUGGCCGAGUUCUUCAUCGACCUCGUCUCCAAGCUGGAGGAGAUGACGCCCGAGCUGAAGCGGCUCGUCAAGCAGCUCUUCUGUGGCCAGAUCACCAACAACGUCGUGUCGCUGGACUGCGCGCACGUGAGCCGCACGUGCGAGGAGUUCUACACGGUGCGCUGCCAGGUGGCCGACAUGCGCAACUUGUACGAGUCGCUGGACGAGGUGACCGUCAAGGACACGCUGGACGGCGACAACAUGUACACGUGCUCGCAGUGUCAGAAGAAGGUCCGCGCCGAGAAGCGGUCAGUGGCCGGAGGGCGUCGGUCGGACGGCCGGCCGGCUGGCUGGUGUACCGCGCGUGACGGGAGUCGAGGGCCCGGUUUGGGUCAGGCGGAGGGUUGGCAGUGGCGCGAGGCGGACGCGGAGCUGGCGCCGUGCCAGUACGACCUGAUUGGCGUAACCGUGCACACCGGCACGGCGGACGGCGGCCACUACUACUCCUUCAUCCGCGACCGCACCAGCGCGUCGCGCAACAGCUGGCUCUUCUUCAAUGACGCCGAGGUCAAGCCGUUCGACCCGAGUCAGCUGGCCGGCGAGUGCUUCGGCGGCGAGAUGACGAGCAAAACGUACGACUCGAUCACGGAUAAGUUCCUGGACUUCAGCUUUGAGAAGACCAACUCAGCGUACAUGCUGUUCUACGAGCGGUGCGUGGAGGCGCCCGAACAGGGCGGGUCCAAGCCGGUGACGGCGGACGCGGCCGACCUGGCCCGCCCGCACCUCAGCCCGCUGGACCUGCCCACGUUCGAGCUCAGCGCCGAGCUGGAGGACUGGAUCUGGAAGGACAACAUGGAGUUUCUCAGGGACAAGAGUAUGUUCGACCACACGUUCUUCAACUUCAUGUGGCAGGUGUGCGGCUACAUCCCGCAGACGCUCAGUCGCACCGAGGCGGUGACGCUGCGUGCCGCCCGGCUCUCCACCACGUUUUUCCUCGAGAUCUUCAUCCACGCCAAGGAGAAGCCCACCAUGGUGCAGUGGGUAGAGCUGCUCACCAAACAGUUCAACGCCUCGCAGGCGGCGUGCGAGUGGUUCCUGGAUCACAUGGCCACGGACGAGUGGUGGCCCAUCCAGAUCCUGAUCAAGUGCCCCAACCAGAUGGUGCGUCAGAUGUUUCAGCGACUCUGCAUCCACGUGGUGCAGAAGCUCAGGCCGGUGCACAGCUGCCGGUACCUGCAGCCGGCCGAGGGCGAGGCGCGGCCGCGCGAGCUCGGACAAUCCUCCUGCGUCACCCGCUUCGUGCGCAAGCUCGUCUCGCUGAUGGAGCACGGCGCCAAGUCGCAUCUUCGCAACCUCACCGAAUACUUCGCGUUCCUCUUCGAGUUCGGCAAGAUGGGCGACACGGAGAUCAAGUUCCUGCUGGCCACCGAAUGCAUUACCACCAUGGUCAACUUUUACCUGAGUCAAAUACCGGAAAACCAGGCGGACGAGGUGUCGGACGAGGACGACGAGGAGGGCGAGGCCGGUCCCGUCCGGCCGGCCGACAAGUUCCGGCCGGCCAGCCUCGAGAAGAUGAUCAGCCUGGUGGCGCUGCUGGUGGAGAAGUCGCGCGCCGACGACCAGCGGCUGGCGCUCUCCGCCUCGGACCUGGCAGCCGUGGCCGGUGGCAAGGGCUUUCCAUUCCUGUACCACCAGAUCAAGGACGGCCUGAACGUGCGCGCCACGUGCGGCCUGGUGUCGGCGCUGUGCCGCUGGAACGAGCGGCUGGCUGUGCUCGUGGUCGGCAUGAUCUUCCAGGCUGUCAUCAAACACCAGGAGGCGUGCCAGCCGUUCUUCCGGCUCCUCUCGCUACUGGUGGAGGGCGACGGCGCCGGCGGCGGUGCGGCCGGCGCCGGCGGCACCGGCACUGGCGGCACCGGCGGCGGCGGCGGCGGCGGCCUGCCCUGCUUCACCCAGCUGGCGCUGCAGCACAUCUGGGAGGUGGCCGAGUUCUGCCCGCAGGCGGUGCUCGAGUGGCUGGCCGGCCAGGUGCCGCGCAACAAGCUGGCUCACUCGUGGGUGCUGCAGAACCUGGACAACUGGUGCGAACAUUUCCUGCUGGCGCACGGCCAGUUCCGCGUCCGCGCAUCGGCGAGCCUGCUGCUGGUGGGUCUGGUGCCGUCCUCCCAGUUCCGGCACCUGUUCACGCAGCGCCAGCGCCAGAGCUCGGCCGAGCUGCCGCUGGCGGCCGACGCGCUCGCCGUGCUGCACCAGGUGUACCGCUGCCUGCUGCGGCUGCUGAAGCCUGCCCGUGUCUACACGGACGUCCAGCUGCACGGCAACAUGAAGCUGGUGCAGUACUUCCAGCUGAUGCAACACUGUGUCGUCUCCCGGGCCGAGAAGCUCAUGUUCAGCCCAUACACGGCGGACCUGUGGACACUGUUCCACCCGAAGCUGUCGGAGCCGUCCAUAGCGGCGCACCACAACAAGCAGGCGCUGCUCAUGUUCUGGUGCACGGUCUGCAUCGACUGCGCCGAAAACGUGCAGCUCAUCGUCACCAACCCGCACAUCACCAAAAACAUCGGCUUCAACUACAUCCUGGCGGACCACGACGACGACCAGGUGGUGCUGUUCAACCGGAGCACGCUGCCGGCCUACUACGGCCUGCUGCGGUUGUGCUGCUCCCAGUCGCGUGCCUUCACCCGCCAGCUGGCCAACCACCAGAACCUGCAGUGGGCCUUCAAGAACAUCACGCCCUACCCGGCCCAGUACAGCGCGGCGAUGGACGAGCUGCUGAAGCUGAUGUCGCUCUUCGUCAUGGUCCACCCGGACACGACCGAGCAAGAGCUGCGUGAGAUCGGCGCCUUCAAGCGCCAGACGCUGCAGAUGUACCUACAGGUACUGGACGCCCGCUCCAGCUGGGCGACGCUGAUCUCGGCGCUGAAGAUCCUGGUGGACACGCAGGAGGACAGGCUGUUCGUGGUGUACAACGGCGGCGUGUCUCUGCUGUGCGAGGCCACGCUGGCCCUGCACGUCAUGUUCCACGAGGCCACGGCGUGCCAUGUCACCGGCGAGAUGACGGACCUGGUCCGCCUGCUGGCCGACACGCUCAGGUGCUGCAAGACCUUCCGCGACAACAAGGACGUGCGACACGCGCUGCUGAACUGCAAGGAGCGCCAGGAGGUGGUACGCAAGCUGGCCACGCUGCUCAACAGCUUCGCGCCGCCGGAGCUCCGGCUCGCCUGCAUCGACGCGCUGAAGGAGUUCGUGGUGGUGCUGCCGCAUGAGAGCCUGCAGGUGCUGACGCCGCUGAUGCUGCACUCGCACACGGCGCUGCGCGAGGCGGCCGACGCGGUGCCGCUGGGGCCGUACUUCCCGCGGCCGGGGCAGCCGGCGGCGGCGGCGGCCGGCACCGGCGCCGGCGCGCUCCGGCCGCCGCGGCCGCUGCUGCAGAUGACCGUGCCGCGUCUCCAGCUGCAGGCAAACAAGAGUGACCGCGACGACUACGACCGCGCGCUGCUCGACUACUUCCUGCCGUACCAUGUGCUGGCCGACCUGAUGUGCCGGGUGGCCAUCAACCACGACCUGCUGAGCGAACCACUGGUCAACCUGAGCGCGCUGCUCGGCAUCGAGGGCGUGCCACUCCACCUGGCGCAUUUCGCCAAACUCUGGAUAGACGUGCAUCAGACCAAGGCGAUGGAGAAACACAUCGGCCGCCUGCUCAGCUGCGGCUACCUGGCCGAGUACCUGGAGCGGGUGCUGACCGCCGCCCGGCCCUCGCUCACAAACAGCGUCAUCUACAAGUUUUGCUCCCUCUUCCUGCCCAAGGUGACCGGCGAGCGGGGUGCCGGCGGCGCGCAGGCGGCGGCGGUGGCCGCUCAGCUGGGGCCGCUCGUCGACCAGGUGACGACCGAGCUGGUCGAGCUGAGCGCCGCGGCCGGCGGUGGCGGCUCGCCGGGCGCAGAGGCGACGGCGCUCGGGGCCGCGGACGCGACCGACGAGGAGUCGGCCGGCGGCGGCUGGCGACCGGCGCUGGCACGCGCCCUUCAGCAGCUGCUCGACCAGCUGUCCGCCAGCAAGGCUUGUGAUCGUAGACUGUAG
Messenger RNA from Pollicipes pollicipes, 5493 nucleotides. RefSeq names its product ubiquitin carboxyl-terminal hydrolase puf. Lineage: Eukaryota; Metazoa; Arthropoda; Thecostraca; Pollicipedomorpha; Pollicipedidae. Gene Ontology annotation, biological process: protein deubiquitination. The record is from RefSeq and is a predicted model, not a curated record. Bases 7 to 5493 code for a protein of 1828 amino acids. Gene Ontology annotation, cellular component: nucleus; cytosol. Gene Ontology annotation, molecular function: cysteine-type deubiquitinase activity. The transcript is spliced from 34 exons.